This is a messenger RNA of Aspergillus novofumigatus IBT 16806, 1854 nucleotides long. RefSeq lists its product as uncharacterized. Bases 1 to 1854 code for a protein of 617 amino acids. Gene Ontology annotation, cellular component: cytosol; mitochondrion. The transcript has 7 exons. Gene Ontology annotation, biological process: dTMP biosynthetic process. Gene Ontology annotation, molecular function: thymidylate synthase activity; tRNA-guanosine(34) queuine transglycosylase activity. The record is from RefSeq and is a predicted model, not a curated record. NCBI's taxonomy places the organism in Eukaryota, Fungi, Ascomycota, Eurotiomycetes, Eurotiales, Aspergillaceae.
AUGCCAUCGGCAUUGACUUUCGAUCUGCAUAAAAAGUGCUCAACAACCAAAGCGCGCGCUAGCACCCUCCAUCUCCCUCAUGGCUCCGUGCCGCUUCCCAUCUUUAUGCCGGUUGCGACACAGGCGUCCCUCAAGGGACUUACAUAUGACCAGCUGAAGCAGACUGGCUGCAUGCUUUGCUUGAAUAAUACAUACCAUCUGGGCCUGAAACCGGGGCAGGAGGUGCUAGAUAAAGUGGGCGGGGCGCAUAAGCUGCAAGGAUGGGAUCGGAAUAUCCUAACAGAUAGCGGCGGUUUUCAGAUGGUUUCUCUACUGAAGCUCGCAAAGGUCACCGAGGAAGGUGUCCGAUUCCUCAGUCCCCACGAUGGAACCCCGAUGCUACUCACACCAGAGCAUUCGAUUUCUUUGCAGAACUCGAUCGGCUCGGAUAUCAUCAUGCAGCUAGACGACGUCAUUGCAACUACCUCUCCCGAUCAUGCCAGGAUUCACGAGGCUAUGGAACGGUCCGUUCGGUGGUUAGACCGCUGUAUCGAGGCGCACAAGUAUCCCGAGAGACAGAACCUAUUCUGUAUCAUUCAAGGCGGCCUAGACCUGGAGCUACGGAAGCAGUGCUGCGCCGAGAUGGUUGCGCGAGAUACACCGGGUAUUGCCAUUGGAGGUCUAUCAGGUGGUGAGGCAAAGGAGGAGUUUUGUAAAGUUUAUAGGGUGGAUACGUGCACUGGACUCCUUCCAGAGCACAAGCCCAGAUAUGUGAUGGGAGUGGGUUAUCCGGAAGAUCUGGUUGUAGCAGUUGCCCUCGGUGCGGACAUGUUCGAUUGUGUGUGGCCGACGAGAACAGCUCAAACAAGCAUCAUGUCGCCAGCAGCUGUGACGCCGCAAGAUACCCUCAGCCAAUCUGGCACACCGACUCCUCCUCAUAACCCCGCACACGAGGAACAUCAAUACCUCAACCUCAUCCGCACCAUCCUCGCCGAAGGCGAGCAUCGUCCCGACCGCACAGGGACAGGCACUCGCUCGAUCUUCGCACCACCACAGUUGCGCUUUUCGCUCUCCAAGCCUGGCGCUACCCCCUGCUCGGAACCGAUCCCCGUGCUCCCCCUCCUGACCACCAAACGUGUUUUUCUGCGCGCCGUCAUCGCCGAGCUCCUCUGGUUCAUCUCCGGAUGUACCUCCUCCAUCCCCCUCUCGGAAUCAGGCAUCAAAAUCUGGGACGGUAACGGAAGCCGCGAGUUCCUAGACAAAGUCGGGCUCGGCCAUCGCGAGGUGGGCGACCUAGGCCCCGUGUAUGGGUUCCAGUGGCGGCAUUUCGGGGCGGAGUACGUCGACGCCAAGACGGAUUAUACGGGCCAAGGCAUCGACCAGCUGGCGGAGGUCGUGCGCAAGCUGAAGGAAACGCCCUUUGACCGGCGCAUUAUCAUGAGCGCGUGGAACCCGGCGGACCUAAAAAAGAUGGCGCUCCCGCCUUGUCAUAUGUUUGCGCAGUUCUAUGUCUCGUAUCCGAAGGGCCUGGACAAGAAGGGGAGUCUGUCGUGUCUGCUGUAUCAGCGUUCGUGCGAUAUGGGACUUGGGGUGCCGUUCAACAUUGCGUCGUAUGCGCUGUUGACGCAUAUACUGGCCCAUGCGACGGAUCUGAACCCCGGCACCCUGAUUCAUACCAUGGGUGAUGCGCAUGUGUAUCUGGACCAUGUCGACGCGCUGAAUGAGCAGCUCAAGCGGGAGCCGACUGAGUUCCCGGAGCUGUGCAUCAAGCGCGAUGACCGUGGUAGUGGAGUUGUGGAUGGUUGGAAGGAGGAGGAGUUUGAGGUCGUCGGGUACCAGCCUCACAAGGCUAUUAAGAUGAACAUGAGCGUUUGA